This is a messenger RNA of Eruca vesicaria subsp. sativa (arugula), 874 nucleotides long. The record is from the annotation of a GenBank genome assembly. NCBI's taxonomy places the organism in Eukaryota, Viridiplantae, Streptophyta, Magnoliopsida, Brassicales, Brassicaceae.
GACGGAAAGGGAGAAGAAGGAUGAUAAUCCCUCAGGUAAACGGCUAAUCGAGCAACUUUGCCGAUUUGUGAUUGUGGGACGCUGAUGAACAUGAAGAAGGGUGAUAAUCCCUCAGGAAAAGUUGCUAAUACUCUGGUGGAGUUUUUGGAGGUAGCCAUCACAAUGGUUGUUUUCCUCAAAGGCUUUUACCCAUCUGCGGCGUUUGAGAGGAUGAGAUAUAUGAAUGUGGUGGUGCAAAGGGCAAGGCAUCCUGAGCUACGAGACUAUAUUCACUUUUCUGCUUCUGGUUUGCUUCCUUUUAUUGAAAAGGGUCUUGUUGAAAGAGUAGCAGUCAUCUUUUUCAGUAAUGAUAAUGUUCCUGUGGAGAGGUUCAUCUUCAAGCUCACCAUUAACCCCUCUUCUGCUGCUUCUGUAGAAGAGAGUCAACUGGAAUUUAGGCUUAGGUCCUUCUUAGUCAAGCUUUCCGCCUCAAAAUCCCUUGUCAAGCCUCUUCCUCCCAAUUGUAGAUGGGAGGUAACGGCUUAUCUAAGGUCACUUCCUGAAGUGGGUUCAAGCAAGGAAGGUGAGCUAUGGAUUCCAACAGAUACUAAGCAGUGGAUGAAGCCGCCAGUUAUUACGCCUGUCAAAUCCCUGAACAGCGAGCCACUCUGCUUGCAACUUUACUUGGAACACCCAUGUCUGUCUGAAACACAACCUUGUCAAGAAGCCCAAUGAUUUCUCAAUUUACAAUUAUCAUUUGUAUAAACGCACGAGCUUGUGCCUAAGUCGACCCGCUUUCUGACUCCUGAUGCAUAAUUGUUUUUUGUACCGUCUCAGCAGAACGUGAACGAGAAGCAUAUCGUUAUAUAUGCCAAGCCAUACCUCUUUACAUCGC